AUGCGUAAGAUGAGCAGGGGAAGAACGACAGGGCCAAAUGAAAUUCGAGUAGAAUUUCGGAAGCAUGUGGGUAGAUCAGGAUUGGAGUGGAUAACUGGGCUGUUUAAUAUUAUUUUCAAGACGAAAGAGAUGCCAGAAGAAUGGAGGCGGAGUACGAUGAUUCCGCUAUACAAGAACAAAGGCGAUAUCCAGAACUGUAACAACUAUAGGGGCAUCAAGCUAUUGAGUCGUACCAUGAAAGUGUGGGAGAGGGUAGUCGAAGCGAGGGUGAGGAGGCUGGUGUCAAUAUCCGAGAAUCAGUUUGGGUUCAUGCCUGGUCGCUCCACUACGGAAGCGAUCCAUCUUAUUCGGAGGAAGGUGCCUCCGGAACUUAAAGGAAAGUUCUAUAGAACGGUGGUUAGGCCGGCCAUGUUGUAUGGUGCAGAGUGCUGGCCAGUGAAGAAAUCUCAUAUCCAGAAGAUGAAAGUUGUAGAGAUGAGGAUGCUGAGAUGGAUGUUCGUACACAUUAAGCUAGAUAAGAUUAGGAAUGACGAUAUUCGGGUGAAGGUGGGUGUGGCUCCCAUGGAAGACAGGAUGCGGGAAGCUAAGCUUAGAUGGUUCGGGCACGUGAAGAGGAGAAGCCUUGAUGCAACGCUAAUGUGA
Molecule: messenger RNA, 642 nt
Organism: Nicotiana attenuata
Lineage: Eukaryota; Viridiplantae; Streptophyta; Magnoliopsida; Solanales; Solanaceae
Exons: 2
Coding region: 1-642 (213 amino acids)
Source: RefSeq, a predicted model, not a curated record